ACAUUAUUGCAACAAGUGUCUCUUUGGCAAAGACUAAAGAGUAGUACGAGAUAAUAACACAGCUCUUUGGUCUUAGUAUAUGUAAAAAAAACCGGUCUCAAUUCUUAAGUCUUAACUCGCGAUUGCAAAUUAAAUUUGAUUGGGCGCCGAUCAACUUUCAACUCUUCGAAGCAAAUCGCUUUUUGAUUUGUGUAAUUUUUUUAUAGAAAACAUGCCAAGAGUGCAGGAAUGGAAAUGUUAUUUUGGAUGCUUUGUUGACGGUCCAUUACACCGUUUUCCCCAGUGGGAAGACUUUAAAGAAGAAAGAUUUAAUAAGUGGAAAUCCGUUCUAGAUCCGGUAACCCAAGCUAAAGGAAAUGAAUACAUAUAUAACAACAUAAGAUUAUGCUAUCGUCAUUUUAGCUCAAUUUAUCAUUUGCCAAGUAACCGAUUGACUAGGAAUGCUACUCCAACAUUAAAUAUUUCUGGAUCACAAGUAGUUCUUGGAGAACCAUCCACAUCAGGAUCACAAAUUACAGAAGAGAAGCUGCAGGACACAAGUUCAUUUGCAGUAUCACAAGAAAACAAUGCUCAACCAUCUACAUCAAGUAUAAAUCAUAAGACACACAAUGCUGAAGCAUCUGCUUCCAAUGUGUGCUGCAAAAGGUUAUCAAAUAUUGUUGUAAAUCUGAGAAAAAAAUUGAAGACAAUGAGAUCGAAAUAUUUAGCGCAAAAGAGAGAACUACUAGCUCUCAAAAAAAUUAACCUCAGUAAAUUCUCAGACAAUGAAGAAAUGCCAAAAACUGUACAAACCUUUUUAACACUGCAAUUAAAAUAUAAAAAUAAACCCAAGGGGCGACGAUUUUCAAAUGAGGAGAAAAUUAUGGCUUUAGAUUUGAUGAAACAGAACCCAAAGGCAUACAAAUAUUUGCAAGAAAUGUUAAUUGCUCCAUCAAAAAGAACUUUACAGAGACUUGAAGGACUACACAGCAAAACCAGGCCUAGCUAAUAGUAAAUAAGUUAAAUCAGUAAAAUGUAAGCUGAAGACAAAUUAAUGUCAUUAGCUUGAUCUUCUGGCAGCAAGUAUCAUCAGCAUUGAUAUUGUUAGCAAGAGUGCAUGUACUGCCACAAGAAUUUGCAGCCACUGCUGACUUUCUUUUAUACUUUGACAGACUGUGAUUUUUUUAAUAGUGAUUCUAAUCAAUCAGAAUCAAAGAUAGAAAUAAAGAUUCCUUAAACAAAAUGCCUUACAUUUCAAUUUGCCGAAUGAUUCCUGAAUGAUUCUAGAAUCAAUUAUAUUUAAAUUGAUUUUAAAAUUUGGUGUUUGUCAAUUGAAAUAUGAAUAAAAUCCAUCAAUCAGUAAUUGGAUACAUUAUAUAGAAAACUUGUCAAGAAAUGUGGAUAUAUUUACCAUUUGAUUAUAAUGCCACCAGUUUGAUUAACAUCAAACCAUCUAUUUGAUCAAUUGUAAUUUUUUUAGUAGUUUUAGAAGUUACGGUAUGAGGCAUGUAAUCCUAAUUGUAAUCAAUUUACGAAUAUGUAUAAAGUCUCGUGUCUUAAGUUUUUUUAAAAAGGUACACUCAUCUGGCUCAUUGUGGAGAAGAUUUUUAAUAAAACAGUACAAUCAAU
Zerene cesonia (dogface butterfly) is the source of this 1608-nucleotide messenger RNA. RefSeq lists its product as uncharacterized. The record is from RefSeq and is a predicted model, not a curated record. The transcript has 6 exons. NCBI's taxonomy places the organism in Eukaryota, Metazoa, Arthropoda, Insecta, Lepidoptera, Pieridae. Bases 212 to 988 code for a protein of 258 amino acids.